Molecule: messenger RNA, 2177 nt
Organism: Fopius arisanus
Lineage: Eukaryota; Metazoa; Arthropoda; Insecta; Hymenoptera; Braconidae
Product: ankyrin repeat domain-containing protein 13C
Exons: 3
Coding region: 498-1997 (499 amino acids)
Biological process (GO): protein retention in ER lumen
Cellular component (GO): cytoplasm
Molecular function (GO): signaling receptor binding
Source: RefSeq, a predicted model, not a curated record
CUGUACAGUUUUCAAGCUUUAAAAAUGGCGAUUGUGAAGGCGACAUUGGUCUCGACUGACAGCUCGAUGUAGUGUUGAAAUCACUUCGUAAACUUUUACAUAAUUAUUGUGAGAAAAUGUGAUGAGCCGAUAUGGCGGAACGCCAAUACUCAAUUCAUAUAUAACUGUUCCUUAUGACUUCCAUGAACAAUCAAAAAUGGAAUAUAAUUUUAACCGAGCAUCCACUUAAACAGCUUGAUUGAUACAAAGCAAUAAUUGCGUGAUUUUCUUUUAAUACUUCCCAAUAGGAUGGAAACUAUUAAUGAAGAUUAUUGGGAAUCAUUUGAUAAUUUUACUUUCAGAGAGUGCGAACGAGAGGCCAAGAAAGCGAAUGAGCGAAAAAUGCAUCUAUAAUGUAUGUUGAAUUAGAUUAUCUGCUGAAAAAAAAGCAUGAGCUUAGGUCCUAUGUUUCCAAUAAUUUGUGGCCCUUGGUAACUCGCUAACUUGGUAAUGAAAAAAUGGCCAAUGAUAUAUUGAAUGCAGCAUAUCCACUCCAUAAGUGUAUUUUUCAAGACGACAUAAAAACAUUAAGUUUUCUACUGAGAACUCAUGAUAUUGCUGAAAAAGAUAAACAUGGUAAUACGCCCCUCCAUUUAGCGGUAAUGCUUGGCAGAAAGGAGUGCGUCCAACUGUUGCUUGCCCAUGGGGCACCUGUUAAAGUGAAAAAUUUGUCUGGAUGGAGUCCACUUGCUGAAGCAAUAAGUUAUGGUGACAGACAGACAAUCUCAUCAUUAGUGCGUAAAUUAAAACAACAAGCCCGUGAACAAAUGGAGAAAAGGCGUCCAAAUUUGGUAGAAGCUUUGCGUAAAAUGGGAAAUUUUUACAUGGAAUUGAAAUGGGAUUUUCAAAGCUGGGUACCUCUUGUAUCACGAAUAUUGCCGUCUGACGUAUGUAGAAUACAUAAAAGUGGGGCAUCAAUACGUAUGGAUACAACUUUAGUUGAUUUCAAUGAUAUGCGAUGGGAACGUGGUGACAUAUCUUUCAUAUUUAAUGGCGAUCAAAAACCUGGAAAAUCAUUAACUGUAUUGGAUAAUAAAGCAAAAAUAUACCAACGAGUUAAAUAUGAAGAGACCGAACUGGAAAUAGAGGAUGAAGUUGAUAUACUUAUGUCAAGUGAUAUCAUGGCAGCACAAAUGUCAACGAAGGGAAUAACCUUCUCUAGAGCUCAAACUGGAUGGAUAUUUCGAGAGGAUAAAAGAGAAAUGAUUGGUCAAUUCAAUGCUGACUUCUAUCAAAUAAACGGUAUUGUAUUUGAGAGCAGAAAAAGACGGGAACACUUGAGUGAAGAAGAUUUACAAAAAAAUAAAGCCAUCAUGGAAUCUUUCACUAAAGGUAGCUCGCAAGGUUUUGCCAAUGGAGAGCCACUGACUAGACGAGCCUCUUUGAAUCCACCUCCGGAUUCUAAAAUUACUUGGGAGGCCUAUCUUGAAGCUCAACCAGGAGAAUGUCCAUUAUUAGGGCGUAAUCUCGUCUAUAAAGAAAGUAGCAAAUCAUUUAAAGCUACUGCAGCUAUGAGCUCUGAUUUCCCACUCACAGUUGACAUGUUACUCAAUGUUCUUGAAGUUAUUGCACCCUUCAAACAUUUCAGUAAACUUCGUCAAUUUGUCUUGAUGAAGUUGCCUCCCGGAUUUCCAGUUAAGAUUGACAUACCAAUUCUGCCUACAGUUACCGCCAAGAUAACAUUUCAAGAAUUCACCUUCAAGCACGAUAUCGAUCCACUAUUAUUUCAAGUUCCAUCAGACUAUUUCGAAGAUCCUAUGAGGCAUGAAGAAUCUUUCUUAAAUGGCAACAAUAUUUUUGACCUCGCGAAAGUUAUGACUCUUGACAAGUCGACGUUGAUCUAUCAUGCAAUAUCCCUCGAAAAUGGAAUGAAAUAUGAAAAUCUGUAUUUAGAAUUCCGUGCCAGUGUUCAUCCCGCAAAUAUCAUUUAUUUACGAUUUCUUUAUUCCACGAUGUAAAGAAACUCAGAUAAUACCACUUACUCAGUGCCAUAAAAAUCGUAUCAUCACAAUGUAAUACUCAGAUGCUAUUUUUCACUUUGCCUCAGUGAUAAAAUAUUCUUAAUCGAGUCCUUAUCGUUUAUUCUGUUAAUAUCUGGUGCUAUUCACAAUUACUUAUGGAUAUGUUGCUCAUACUAC